GUGUGCGUGUGUGUAAGCAGUGGGAAGGUGGGAGUUUAGAGAGAGAAGGUGAGACAGUGUAGAGGGAGGGAGGCGGCAGCGAGAGGGAGCCCGAGAGAGGGGCAGCAGGGAGCGGCUCCCGGUCCCCAAUCCGCCCGGGGACUGCAGCCUGUGAGGCGGCUGUAGAGCUGCUGUGUAGCCGGGGCCAGGCGCACUGCUCUGGGUUGUGUGACGGGGUGGGGAUCCGCUGUGUUUCCCCGGGGUUACCGGGUUAGAGCUCUGUCCGCCCGGCCGCCCUCAGGAAGCGGUGCAGUUACCAUGAGGAAUACCGAGGAAGGAGAUGGAUUCGAGGCGGAAGCCUCCAGCACCUCCAUGAUGUCCGGGGCGAGCAGCCCGUACCAGCCGACCACUGAGCCGGUCCGCCCGGGCCAGCACCGCCGCCUGCAGCUCGCCUGUGACCCGGACUACCUGCGCUCCAGCUUCGGCAUCCUCAAAUUACUGGAGGUGAUUUUGGCACUAAUAGCUUUCAUCUGCAUUGAAACGGUGAAGGAGUGUUUGCCAUGUGGGGGACUGUACUUCUUCGAGUUUGUUAGCUGCACGGCGUUUGUGGUGACUGGAGUUCUGUUGCUGAUGUUCAGUCUGAACCUACACACGAAAGUACCACAGAUCAACUGGAAUUUGACGGAUUUGAUCAACACUGUGGUCAGUGCUAUCCUCUUCUUUCUCGCCUCCAUUGUGCUAGCAGCUAUGAAUCAGAAGAAAGGAGGGGAGAUUGCUGCUGUGGUAUUUGGGUUCCUGGCCGCGGGUGUCUAUGCAGUUAACACAUACUUAGCGUUCAAGAUUUGGAGAUUAAGCGCUCGGCGCCAAACUGGGGGUCCAGCCAGUGAGUACACGCGUGCCCGAUCGGAAUCUCGGGGAGAGGUGGAGAGUCGGCCUGAGAUCCAACGUUUGGAAGGGUGAAGAUUGAACUGGCCUCCCUCUGCAGCGGAGAGAGAGAGAGAGUGUCUGAGCUCUGCAAUACUUGGCAGCUGAAGGAUCGAACAUCCAACAUUUACAGAACAGACACUUGUGAUUUUUUUUCUUUCUUUUGCAGUUUGGAAUAUUGUAGAAGGGCAGGCUAAAGGUGGAGAGAUGGAAUAUCAAGCUUUGGAGUUGUCUUAUGUUAACCCAUGGCCAUGUAGUUGCCAGGGAAGGUCCUGUGGCUCUGAGCAAUGCUCCCUGUCCCAGGCUCCUGCUGCAUGGAGUGACAUCCGAACCUGGUUCUUGUUGUGCCUCGUGCCUGUUGUGGCCCUGAUGGGAGAUGCUCACCUAUCAACAGCUGCUUAAUAACGAAUAAAAGUUCUCUAUUUAUUAGGAAGUGGGUUUGAAGGCCAGUUUGUUUUGGAGUGGGGUUGAAGUUCCUGAGAGGGGUGAUGGUGAGAAUUAGCAUGAGGGCCUGUUUUAGUCUAACGUACGAAAGAGUAACAGAUUGUUGAAUAGACAGUGCAGAAUGGAGCUUUGAAUGUGGGGAUUCUGCUGGUAAAUGAGUUAGAUGUGUGUCUAUAUAGAUGGUUCAAACUCUCCUACACUAAACCAAUGUCUUUCCCCUCGAUUUGCAGUUUGAGUGACUGCAUCAUUCACAAUGUGCUUUCUUUUCACAUCCUGCAGAAGAUGAUGUUCAUUGAUCUCCGUCUCAUUUCUAUUCAAGUUGCUUCUAAAAUGAAAACAGAAAUGAUAUCGAAAGAUUUGAUUUUUUGAAAAAAUAAUUUUCUUUUGGCUUUGUUUUCAUUCUGCUAGGGACCAAAAUCUGAAAAAGCCAACAUGGCUAAAUAAGUGCGUUCCAUUUCUUGAUGAAACUGCUUUUGUAAAUUUACCAAGAUGUCAAUGCUGAAAGAGAAGGUUCUGUGGCCUCUGAUUAAUAUCCAACUGCAGGGUGUCACUUUGCUGAUUAUGAUGCUUCACCUUGUCUUCACUUGCCUUACGUUUAGUCUUGGUACAAGUUAAAUUAGAGCUUGUGGUGUUGACCAUUUUAUGUAUAUCUUGAUUUCUAUUGUUUAAUCUUAAAAUAUUUCUAACUAUUACAUGCUAAGAAUGGGAUAUUUAUUAGAUAUGCUCGGAGUAAUCACUCAAUCAGAAUUUUGUUUUGUAAAAGAAAGGCUGAAUCACAUUUAAUGCAGAUGGUGUCCAGGGACCUUUUCAAUGCUCGCUGGUUUGUAUCAGUGUCGAUAUAUUUACAGGCUGUUCUCGCAUAUCCAACCUGUACAGCAAGGUGCCCACUCUUUCUAGCCUAAUUCUAUCACAUCUUCAAGUGAUACACAAAGGUUUGAAUUUCGCUUCCUGGUGAAGCAGCUUUUGGCCUUGCUCAGCGAGGAGCCUCCACACCUCUACAGUCUCAAGGCACUCUCCGCAGACUUGAGUACAUAUCCAGGCUGACGGUGCAGGGCUGAGGCAGUGCUGCAUUGCCUGUGGUGCUGUCUAUUGCCCCAGGUGUUGGGACUACUUCGUCUGGCCUCCCAGAUGGUUGUUAAACACCCCGUUACUCACUUUUUAUUAAGAAAACUGGGAGGACUAUUCCUAGUGCUCUCGACCCGAAAGAAUGCUUUUUGUGUUGCUGUGUACACAUUGGCUCUAUCGCAUUUUCUACAUUACAGCAGUGACCUCUCCAAAAGUUGCUUUGCUGGCUCCAAAGUACUUUGGGGAAGAAAACGCAAAAGUUGCUGGAAAAGUUCAGCGUCCGUGGAGAGAAAGCAGAAUUAACGUUUCGGGCCCCCUUCACAGAUGCGGCCAGAGUGCUGAGCUUUUCCAGUAGUUUCUGUUUUUUGCUUCUGAUUUGCAGUAGCCGCAGCUCUUUCAGUUUUCACAAGGGUUGCUGGAACCUCACCGCUCCUGAAUUUUCCCCAGGUUUUGUGUUUUUAUAUUUUUAAAAAAGGUCCCUUUUUAAAAAAAUAUCCAAUGCACCAACUUGACAUUGAUUCGUCAGUACGGAAACACUGAUCCGGACAGGAGUGAGGAGGAUUCAGAGGGAGAGCGAAACUUGUAGUGUUGCUUCCCUGCCUCUAGAUGCCAGCAGCAUCCUGCAGUUGCCCCUGGUCAGAGCGUUAUCAAUGUCAGUGCCCUGCAGUACUGGGGUGAAUAUCUCAUCACCCUGUCUCACUGUCUAAGGUUAAUUUCACCAAUAAACUAUUUUGUAUUUGUUUCAAAAGGAAGACUCCCUGACAAAAAAAAAAGUUUCAAUGCUCGGCAGUCUUCUCGUUUUGUUUGAUGUCUGUUUCAAAGCUGACUUGUGAAUUUGCUUCAAGUCUCACCAAGAGUGCCUUUUGCAGGGAGCGUUUGUUCUCCUGGACUGAUGACAAUCUCUAUUUCCUACCGUUCACUCCUGCAUACUGAGUUCAUUUGCUUAUAUUGGCUCUUGCAUUUUCUGGGCGAGGUACUGUCUGAGGUUUCAGUCUAAUUUCUGACGCCUGUUGCCGGGAAUAAUCACUGCGUUGAGGGGGAGAGGAGAUGUCAUUUGUGAUUUUUGUUCUUAUUGAACCAUUGAUCCGCCUCCCUCCCAACCCCUGCAUCCUUCACUCGAGGGAUUAGUGAUCCCCUUGUUUUGGGAUGGAACUGGGGCAGGACUUGUUGGGAAGGUACGGGGCAAGUGUAGUCCGUCCUGAAGGGAAUGAUGAUUGUGGAAAGAUCCCUUAAUGACAAGAACUGUCUUUUUAAAUGGUCGGUGUUAAUUGUAGUCGAGUCUUGUUUGUCCUGUCCAGAAUUGUGACAUGUUGUAUGGGAGAUUAUUUUCCUGUUUGCUCCUCAUCCUUUAACUUGUCCCUCCGUCUCCUCUGAGCUGUAUUUUUAUACAUGUUUAGACUUGAUUAGUUUUUGUGAAUGUCACUUGGCUCAAAUUCUUGCACCUCUUGUGUGUAUCCUCGUUAAUAAAUAAAACUGAUUUCAAUGGUCAUGGUUGUUGGGGAAUGAUUUGGCAGUGGUAUUUUGGGCUGGUCUGACAAUUCCUGUGGGUUUUUUAGAUGGCCUUUCAGAGGAAAUGGUAUUUCUUACCUGUUUACUUUUUGAAAAGUUUUACUGUCCCUGUUUACGGUCGUGGGCAGCGAGGCUAUUCGACUGACGAGCCCAAUCCUAUCUCCUCUAGGCGAGCACAGCUACCAGGGUGCACCACCGGGAGAUUCCUGAUUUAAAUCUCUCUACACGACAUGAGAAACAGGACCAGCAGAAGGCCACUGUCGCUCUCGAGCUAGUCCUGCCACAGCUGAUCUAUCCCAGGCCACAACUCCUCUUUUAUCCCAUUCCGCACUGCCCUCAGCUCCUCAGUUGUUUAAAAAAAAGUCUCCUUUUUAAGUACUUUCAGUGAUCUAGCCUCCACAACGCUCUGGGGUAGAGAAUUCCAGGCAUUCGUUAACCUCUUGGCAUGAAAGAUUAUUGGUGAUACUCCUCUUAGUGGCACAGUGGUAGUGUGCCUACUCCUGGACUAGGAGGCCUAGGUUCAAGUUCCACCUGCUUCAGAGGUGUGUAAUAACAUCUCUGAAAGGGUUGAUGAGAAAAGUAGAUUAAGUUAAAAAAAAGUUGAGGUUAAAAUCAGAUCAGCUUUGAUUUUAUUGAAUAGCAGAGCAGGCUUGACGGGCCAGUGGGCAACUGUUGUUGAGAUUUUUGUGGAAGAAAUUCCUUUGCAUCCCUGUUUUAAAUGAGAUUCCCAUUAUUCUGGAACUAUGUCCCUGAUUUUUGGUUCCCUACUAGUGGAAGCAUUUUUUUUUACAUUGACCCUGUUAGGGACCCUCAGAAUGUUUUACUUCACUAAUUCUGAGAAAGUCUGUUGAAUAAAGGCCUAACUAGUUUGGCUGUUCUUGAUUAGUCAAUGCCUUCAUCAUAGGCUUCAGCUGAGAGAUAACAAGGUGUGUGGAGCUGGAUGAACACAGCAGGCCAAGCAGCAUCACAGGAGCAGGAAGGCUGACGUUUCGGGUCUGGAUCCUUCUUCAGAAAUGGGGGAGGGGAAGGGGGUUCUGAAAUAAAUAGGGAGAGAGGGGGAGGCAGAUAGAAGAUGGGUACUGUGGCUCCUUUAGCCAAGCGAAACUGCUUUAAAAUGUCUCCGAUGCCACUACAUCCUUUUUUAAAUAUGGGGACCAAAACUGUACACAGUAGUGGCUUCACCAACACCGUUUUUGCAUCUUUAACACAACUUCCCUCUUUUAAACAUCAAUUCCCAAGCAAUAAAGGCUAAAAUUCCAUUUGCUGUUUUAAUUACUUGCUGUACCUGCAUACUAAUGCUUCGUGCUUUAUUUGCAUGUACACCCAGAUCCCUCUGUCCAGUUUAUUUGCAGUCUCUGUCCAAUUAAAUUAUGGUUUGCCUUUGAUUGUUUGAAUGCUUUCUCCCUUAUGGCAGAGACUGACACAAGAUCAUUUUGUCUGCUAAGUUUGAGAUAUAAAUGUGAGGAAAAGCUAAUGCAAGAUGUUGGUCUAAAUUAUCUACCUUUCAGCAAGGGUUCUAAGGGUUCUCAUACCCACUUCAACUAAUUCCCUCUUUAUAUAGCUGUCGAACCUCCUCCUUGUUUUUAUAUUUCUUGCCAAUUUACUUUAAAAUCAGUUUUUCCCUUCUUUAAAAGCUUGUCUGCUGCUGGUUCCUUUAAAAAAAAUUCCCAUCCUCCGACCUCCUAGCUUUUGUCACUUUGUAUGCCUUGUUAUUGAUUAUACUGUAUACAACCACCUUUUGUUAUUCAUGGAUGCUCCAUCCUACUCACUGAGUCCUUUUUGAUUAAAUAAAUUUUACUGAGUGUUACAAAA
Molecule: messenger RNA, 5733 nt
Organism: Stegostoma tigrinum
Lineage: Eukaryota; Metazoa; Chordata; Chondrichthyes; Orectolobiformes; Stegostomatidae
Gene: cmtm4
Product: CKLF-like MARVEL transmembrane domain containing 4
Exons: 4
Coding region: 298-939 (213 amino acids)
Cellular component (GO): membrane
Source: RefSeq, a predicted model, not a curated record